CCAGCUUCUGACCAUGUCAGCAGAGUUCCAGGAUGCUCACCUUGCAGAGGUGAAACCUCUUGUAGAGAAGGAGGAGGCUAUCACUCGCCUCCUUCCCGACUUUGAUGUUCAGGAGCAAGAUGUGGAAACCGUGCAUGGCUCCGUCCAUGUCACUAUGUGUGGGACUCCCAAAGGGAACAGACCUGCUAUCCUCACAUACCAUGAUAUUGGGCUGAAUCAUAAAACUUGCUUCAAUCCUCUCUUCAACUUCGAGGAUAUGCAGGAGAUCACCCAGCACUUUGCAGUUUGCCAUGUGGAUGCGCCUGGUCAGCAGGACGGAGCAGCAUCCUUCCCAGCUGGGUAUGUAUAUCCCUCCAUGGAUCAACUGGCUGAAAUGAUUCCUGGAAUCCUGAAACAGUUUGGGCUGAAGAGCGUUAUUGGAAUGGGAACAGGAGCUGGUGCCUACAUCUUAACUAGAUUUGCUUUAAACCACUCGGACAUGGUGGAAGGACUAGUUCUCAUUAAUGUAAACCCUUGCGCUGAAGGCUGGAUGGACUGGGCAGCAACUAAGAUUUCAGGUUGGACAAAUGCUUUACCAGACAUGGUCAUUUCACAUCUUUUUGGAAAGGAAGAGAUUCACAGCAACCAUGACCUGAUCCAUACUUACCGUCAACAUAUUAUUAAUGAUAUGAAUCAAACCAACCUUCAUCUCUUUGUCAACUCUUACAACAGUCGGCGAGAUCUAGAGAUUGAGCGCCCUGUUCCCGGAAUAAAUGUUGUCACCCUGCAAUGCCCUGUGCUCCUGGUGGUUGGUGACAGUUCCCCUGCUGUGGAUGCUGUGGUUGAAUGUAACUCAAAGCUGGACCCAACAAAGACUACGCUUCUUAAGAUGGCUGACUGUGGUGGGCUUCCUCAAGUUUCCCAGCCUGCAAAACUUGCAGAAGCCUUCAAAUAUUUUGUUCAGGGAAUGGGAUACAUCCCCUCUGCCAGCAUGACCAGGCUGAUGAGGUCCCGUACAGCAUCCGGCUCCAGCGUAACCUCUUUGGAAGGACAGAGGAGCCGGUCCCACACUGGGGAAGGCACAAGGAGCCGGUCUCAUACAGGAGAAGGCACAAGAAGCCGGUCCCACACCGGUGACGGUGCCAGGAACCGCUCGCACACGGACACGCGCAUUGAGCUGACGCCAAACUCUGCAAGCAAUGCCGAACAAUCAAGCCCCAAGUCCAUGGAAGUCUCGUGUUAAACGCGCGUGGUUGGUUUAACUGGUUGCAGUUAGAAAUAUUAAUGGAUGCCCCCUGUGUAUCACAAAGCAUAACUGGUAUUAAUCUCGAGCUUUUCCAUAGGAUGAACUCUGUUCACCAGGGUCUGACAGGGACCAAAGAAAAGAAGCAUCUCGUUUGCUCCAUCUUUAUUCUCCUAACUCAGACAGUUGCUGCUAUUGUUCCCUCCUUCAGUGGAUGCCAAAUUCUAAAGGUUACUUGCCAAAAGUUGAUGUGGUUGUAAACACUUCAGAGUCGAAACAGACUCUCUUAAUACCCUCCUUUAAAAUUGAAACUGUUGCAAUCCCCUUUAUCCCUUAUUCUCUUGAAGUAAACUGGCAUAAUUUGAGAAGAGUUCUAGAGGGGGAGAAAAAUCACUAUUAUGGAUGGCUUUUAAAAAAAGGAAACAAAACAAAUGUGUUAUGGCCUCAUGUUGAAGCUGGAGUUGAAUUCAUUGUAUAUAGCUUGACUUCAAAUGAUAGAGAAGUUAAUGUAUCGUGCAUUUAUAGGCCUUCUAAUUCAUUAGUAUUCAAGCCUGUUUUCCUAUGUACAAUAAUAUAAUACUAAAAUAGACAAUUUUAAUGUGACUUUGAGAUGAACUAAAUCUUUAUACUUUUUUUAUUUCACUUUUUUGAGAUUUAGUUCCAAUCUUCUUCCCCCUGCCACCCCAACCCAGAACCUAAAACCUGCUUAGACAAAUGAGGACAAGAUUUAGGUUUUGUAAGUGAGGUAGCAUUUCCUCUUUGGGAUCUCGAGCCAAAGGGUUUACAACACUGCAAAUGUUGGUGUAGUUAUAACAAGCAGAGUGACUGUACGUGCCAGCAAAACAGAAGCAGCUUGAUUUUUACUUCAGACAGCUUCUUAUCUUUGCAUCUCAAGUUUUUGUGUCCAGCACAAUCGUAAUCAUAAAUUCAGAAUUUGGUAAGCAAAGCCAGAUCCAGCUGUUCUUUGUCAAGAGAGAUGAAUAGCAUUAGGAUGGUGUGUAAUUAGAUACUGUACAUUCAACUGCCACUAAUUACCAGACUGGAAAUUCUGAGAACUCACUGAGGCUAAAAGUGUAUUCCACACAGUGGUGACACCAG
Struthio camelus australis is the source of this 2320-nucleotide messenger RNA. The record is from RefSeq and is a predicted model, not a curated record. NCBI's taxonomy places the organism in Eukaryota, Metazoa, Chordata, Aves, Struthioniformes, Struthionidae.